This is a messenger RNA of Rodentolepis nana, 747 nucleotides long. Lineage: Eukaryota; Metazoa; Platyhelminthes; Cestoda; Cyclophyllidea; Hymenolepididae. The record is from the annotation of a GenBank genome assembly.
AUGGCCUUGGCAGCAGUUAUAGUGGUAUCUGCUGCUUCUACUGACGUCUGGGAUCUUGCGGUGCUACACCUAAAUGGCCUCGCCACCACCGCUUGUCAAGUCUCGUUUGCAUGUUUCACUCCAUCCUCAGAAAACGAAACUUCCACUUCAUCUGGUUCUACUAUCACAGCCAAUGCAGAUCCCAGCGUCUCAACAACUGUUGGUGCCGACACUACAGACACUGACGGUGGCGAGGAGGAAAUGAAGCCUACAGGGGCAGCGGAGACCCUACAAACUAACGGUACAGAAAAUACCCUCCCCGGCCCCUCAAUUCCUAGUGUUCUCGAACAGCAGUUAGCAGCCGCAGCUUUCCAGCUUCCUCCACCACCACCGCCCCCACCUCAGCCCGAAGGUGUAAUUUGCAUCGCCCAUGCACUCGCUUCUGUGGCCGAUGACUACUCCAAAAAGCCCAAUGUCUUUCGGCUGCGAACUAAGGAUGGAUCGGAGUAUCUCUUGCAAGUCAAUGAUCCUAAGGAGCUUGAAUACUGGGUGGAUAAGAUCAACUAUGUGGCCGGUCUUCUCUCAUCACCUUCAUUGCCUUCCGCUGUGGGCUCUGAUCAAACCUUCCAUCGGCCAAUUUUACCUGCUGGUGUCACCCACCUCGGGGUGGUAAGUUCCGUCUUCUUUAUUUUGACUCGAAUUCAGUCAGAUCGCUGUGUCAUUGCCCCACGCAAUGCCCCCCUAAUUCAACAUUACGUUUGUUUCUAG